AUGAAUAUAAAUCUAGAUACCGCUAAGGAAACCCUUUGCAAGAAUAUAUUGAUAUAUGGAUAUUGUAAAUUUGAAAACAAAGGAUGUGCCUUCAGUCAUAAUCGCCAACAGAAACCAGCACCACAACCACAGCAACAAGAUCAGGAAUCACCUCAAGAUUCUGGAUCGGCCAGUAAUACAAACAACAAUGCUGGUUUCCCAGAUUCAGCUACUUCAACAGUUUCUUCAACCAUGUCUUCGAAUGAUGCAGCAUCUAAAAAGAAAUACAAUUUGAACACUCCUUCUUUCCAACCAGGAGUUACAGGAUUGACAAGUAAAUUUGCAACUUUAUCACCAAAACUAAAGGAAAUUCCCGUGUUUAAACCAGACAAUGGACACGCGACUUCGGAUUCGACAACAAACCAACGACCAUUUACAUCAAAGAAGUUUAAUGUCAGUACUCCAUCAUUCACACCAUCUGGUUUUGAUUUUGGUAAUAAUGGCAAUAGUAAUAAUACGUCAUCUUCACCAUUGACAAUCUCAUCUGCUCCUCUUGCCCAACAACAACCACCGUCACAACAACAACAACAGCAGCAACAGCCUGUGCAACAACAACAAAAUGUUUUAAUGCAAGCUCCAAUUCCUUCUUCUUCUUCUUUAGCAUCAUCAUCCCAACAUCUUCCGUCACAACAAGUACCACCACAACAGCAACAACAUACUGGACAUGCAAUGGGGAUUCCACAUUCUUCUGGUUCGUCAAAUCCAUAUUUUCCAAAUAGCUUAGGCAUAUCAACCCCUACAGCAAUGGGACAAGUCGGUACACCAGGUGGUAUUGUUCCUCCAGCUGUUGCAACUCCAACCUCAAAUAUGCCGGGGAAUGGUGGUGCUGGUGCUGUUGGUGGUCAACAACCAAUGUACCCAUUGCAAUAUCAUUUGUAUGCCCCAGCUCCACCUCCAAGAUUAACUAUUCCAUUGCAGCCGCACGAACUUAAUAGUCAAGCGAUGUUUAUUUCAAACGAGUUGCGUGAAUACUUGCAUAAAAAGAACGAAGCCAGUUUGCAAACAUUAAGUCAUCUGAAUUUGCCAGAACAUGUCAACCAAUACCAUUCAUUAGUUCCAAUUGAUAAAUCAUAUGAACCAAUUUCUAAACUCUGGAUGGGGAAGAAUAGUUUGAUAUUUAAAGUUUACAGUAAUUAUGAUGGGAACUUGUAUGUUUUAAGAAAGAUUGAACCAUGUAAUGAGAUUGUUAAUGACAAGCCAUUUGGUACCAUCAAGAAAUGGAAAAGUAUAAAGAAUGCCAAUAUUGUUGGUUUACAAGAUGCUUUUACCACCAUGGCGUUUAACAAUUCACAGAACACCAACAAUUCAUUGUGUAUUAUUUAUGACUAUUAUCCAAACAGUGUGAGUUUAUUAGAGCAACACAAAAAGGGGUUACGAGUUGAGCCAAUUACUGAAGACUUGUUAUGGUGUUACUUGAUUCAGUUGAUCAAUGCAAUUACGGUUAUUCAUCAAAAUGGAUUGACGGCAAGAUCAACCAUAGAUUUGAGUAAGAUUAUUGUUACCAAUAAACAUAGAAUAAGAUUGGGUUCUGUGGGUAUCAGUGACAUUCUUGAAUACAAUGAAGAGAAUGAAGUUGACAUCAAAGAGUACCAAGUCCAAGAUAUUAAGAACAUUUCCAAUGUAUUGGUUGAAUUAAGUGUAUUGUUAUUACCAGUUAAUAUGAGGCAAAGUGCUAAUAUUUACAACAGUUUGAAAUCCUCAACCAAGUUGAGUGAAGAAUUUGUCAAUAUAUUGCAAGAAUUACAUGACUCAGAUGAAACGUUUGAUCUAGAAGAGUUUAGUAAGAAGUUAUCUGGUAAGAUGCUUACUGUUAUCAACAAUUUGGAAGAUUCUAAUGAUUUUAUGGAGAGCCAGUUGGGAUCGGAGUUGGAGAAUGCUAGAUUAUUUAGAUUGAUGACUAAAUUGAACUAUUUGAUUUACGAUGAUAGUGAUAAAACAGGAGUUGCAACAGGAAAUAAUAAGAUUUUGAGAUUAUUUUUAAACUAUCUAUACAAUAGUUAUGAUUCCAGUAAUAAUAAGAAUAAGAAGGUGCUUAAUUUGAAUAAAGUGUUGAUAAAUUUGAACAAGUUGGAUUGUGGAAUUGAUGAAAAGUUGUUGUUGAUUAAUAAAGAUGAGUGUAUUAUUAUAAGUUAUAAAGAAUUGAAGGAGAUUAUUGAUAACAAGUUUAGAUUAAUGAGAGAAUAA
Molecule: messenger RNA, 2223 nt
Organism: Candida tropicalis MYA-3404
Lineage: Eukaryota; Fungi; Ascomycota; Pichiomycetes; Serinales; Debaryomycetaceae
Gene: PAN3
Product: Pan3p
Exons: 1
Coding region: 1-2223 (740 amino acids)
Biological process (GO): nuclear-transcribed mRNA poly(A) tail shortening; protein phosphorylation; mRNA processing
Cellular component (GO): P-body; PAN complex
Molecular function (GO): ATP binding; protein kinase activity; poly(A) binding
Source: RefSeq, a predicted model, not a curated record